AUGAACAAUGGAAAUAAUUAUAAACAGGACUAAUUAAUGAAAUCAAACUGAUCAUGCGGGUGCGGGCACUGUGGUUAUGGCUCUCUCUUUUCUCGCAGACAAAUGCAAGUCAAUGCACCAACUGAUGCAAAUCCACGCUCAAAUGAUCAUUUCUUCUCGCAUUGACGACCACUUUGCCGCCAGUCGUUUACUUACCUUCUGUGCUCUAUCUUCUUCCGGCCAUCUUUCAUACGCUAUAAAGCUUUUCAACAAAAUUGAAAACCCAAAUAACUUCAUGUGGAACACUCUCAUUAGAGCUCAAGCUAUUAAUAAAAACCCAGAUGAAGCAAUUUCCCUUUAUAUAAAUAUGAGGAGAAAUGGUUUCGCACCAAAUGAGCACACUUUUCCUUUUGUUCUCAAGGCUUGUGCGAGCCUUCGUUCUUUAAAUUGUUGUUCACAGGUUCAUACCCAUGUUUUAAAAUCUGGGUUGGAUUUAGAUUUGCACAUUGUUAACGGUUUACUGAGAAGCUAUUCUGUUUCGAGUGAUAUACACACUGCCCGUCGACUGUUUGAUAGAUUUACUAACAAGAAUUUGACUAUAUGGACCACGAUGAUAUGUGGGUACACGCAAAAUUUUUUAGCUAAUGAAGCUUUGUUGCUGUUUGAUCAAAUGAUUUCAGAAGGAUUUGUACCCAAUAGCGUGACUUUGUCUUCUGUUUUAUCUGCGUGCGCACAGUCGGACUGUUUAGAACUAGGGGAGACAGUUCAUGUUUUUAUCAAAACUAGAGGGCUUGAAACAGGGGUCAUUCUUGGCACCGCGUUGGUGCAUAUGUAUGCGAAAAAUGGAGCAAUUUUAAGGGCUAGAGAGUUGUUUGAUUCCAUGCCUAAGAGAAAUAUUGCUACUUGGAAUGCUAUGAUCUGUGGGUUAGCUAGUUAUGGGCAUGCUGAGGAAGCUCUUAAUCUCUUUCGAAAGCUAAAGGAGGAGCAAAUUGUGCCAAACGAUGUAACAUUUGUAGGAGUUUUAUCUGCUUGUUGCCAUGGCGGGUUGACUGACGAUGGCCGUGAAAUUUUUGGUUCCAUGAAGAGAGUGUAUGGUGUUGAACCCAAGAUUGAGCAUUAUGGAUGUAUGGUUGAUCUUCUUGGUCGAAGUGGGGAGGUGAAAGAGGCUGAGGAAUUGAUGAAAGGAAUGGUGUGGAAGCCUGAUGUGGUGAUGCUGGGAGCUCUUUUGGCAGCCUGUAAAUAUCAUGGGAAUGUGGAGGUUGCUGAAAGAGUGGUGAAACAGAUGAUGGAUUUGGAACCUGACAAUCAUGUGGUUUAUGUUGUUUUGUCUAAUUUGUAUGCAGAGGCUGGGAGGUGGGAAGAUGUUAUGAGGCUGAGGAAGGUGAUGAAACAAGGGAAUUUUAAGAAAACACCUGGGUGGAGCCUUGUAGAUGAUGUUGUCUGACUCAUGGAAGACUCAAAAUUUUCUUGAUCUUUUUAUCAUAGGUAAUAAAGUCUGUCUUUCAAGAA
This is a messenger RNA of Mangifera indica (mango), 1488 nucleotides long. Its product is annotated as pentatricopeptide repeat-containing protein At2g36730-like. The record is from RefSeq and is a predicted model, not a curated record. Gene Ontology annotation, biological process: RNA modification. The transcript has a single exon. Lineage: Eukaryota; Viridiplantae; Streptophyta; Magnoliopsida; Sapindales; Anacardiaceae. Gene Ontology annotation, molecular function: RNA binding; protein binding. The coding region runs from base 77 to 1423 and encodes 448 amino acids.